UUCAGAGGGUGACAGAAGCCACGAGGAAAAGUAACGGUAAGCAGGAUCGAGAGAAAACUUGGUCUGUUCUUCAACAUUCGAACAUUCUGAGAUCUGACAUCAAUAGAAAACAUUGAGCGACACGCCCAAAGCUCCAGUCAGGACUAUGGUGGAUAAAAAAACAGAGGUGGUGAAGUCAGCUUUAUGGAAUGUCAGCGAAGACGCCAGAUUGAACACCAACUGGCAGACAUACGCCCCGUCAUGUCACACAAUUUCACCAAUACGUCUUGAUGUUGAUGAGCCCCGUGAAUGCACAGAGACGGACCUGCUUCUGCCCAAAAACCGUCCAAAUGGAGGAAGAUCCCGCAGCUCAACUGACCAACGUGUUCCAAAUCAUAGCCGAGCGUCGACCGAAUCCAUCUGCUCCAUGGCGCUUCAGAUACUGGUGCCGUUUCUUCUAGCCGGUCUGGGGACGGUGUCUGCUGGGAUACUGUUGGAUGUGGUUCAGAACUGGGACGUGUUCCUGGAAAUCACAGAGCUCUUCAUCCUGAUUCCUGCCAUCCUAGGCAUGAAGGGGAACCUUGAAAUGACCCUAGCGUCCCGGCUCUCUACAGCGGUAAAUGCAGGAAAACUGGAUCUCCCAAAUGAAAAAUGGAUGCUAAUCUCUGGAAAUCUGGCUCUUAAACAGCUCCAGGCUACUGUGCUCGGGCUCCUGGCCUCACUACUGGCUGUGUUGUUGGGUUGGUUUGCUGAAGGACAGACAUCCAUCAAUCAUUUGAUCCUGCUGUGUUCAACCAGUGUUUCCACGGCCUUUGUGGCUUCUUUGUUGCAAGGAAUCAUUAUGGUUGCGUUGAUCCUUUUCUCCAAGAGUUUAGGUAUCAACCCCGACAACGUGGCCACACCGAUGGCAGCCAGUUUUGGGGAUCUCAUCACUCUGGCCUUACUGGCCUGCUUCAGUCAGUGGUUCUACUCCUUCAUGGAAAUCUAUCCCUUUGUCCUCUACCUGAUGGACUUGUUGUACCUUUGCCUUAUUCCUCUUUGGGUUGUCGUCUCCUCCACACACCCCGAGACUCACAUCCUCUUACGCACGGGGUGGCAGCCGAUCAUCGCAGCUCUGGUUAUCAGCAGCAUUGGUGGAGUGAUUUUGGACAAGAGUGUGUCCAAUCCAAACUUAGCAGGGAUUGUUAUUUAUGCUCCAGUCAUCAACGGUAUUGGUGGAAACCUAGUCUCCAUACAGGCUAGCCGUAUCUCCACUAGUCUGCAUCUGAAUCACACCCCUGGGGAGGGGCCUGAAGAUCAAAGGGUGUGUGUCAACCCCUACAGGACUUUCUUUGGGACAGGAACCAAUCAGCGGUCCGCCCAGGUUCUGCUCCUUUUCGUCAUUCCUGGACAAUUAAUCUUCUUUUACAUCAUUCAACUGACGAAAGGAGGCAGCACGUUACCAAGUCCCCUCUUCACUGUGGCCUAUUUGUCUGCUGCCGUGAUCCAGGUUAUCCUUCUGCUGUAUCUGGCCGACUGUUUGGUUCAUUGUCUUUGGCGAAGGAACAAGGAUCCAGACACAGAGUCAAUUCCUUACUUAACUGCAGUAGGAGACGUAUUGGGAACUGCCCUCCUCUCACUUGCCUUUGUGGUUCUGUGGUGCUUCAGUGAUGCCCAUGGUUUUUAGUGAGUAUAUAAUAGAAAAUAUGGUCACUAUACACUUCAAGAGAUGAAAAUUAAAACAGCUCUGUUUCUGAACAUGUGGUGCAACCAUUGAAACAAGGACAACGGUAACAACGAUGGUUUAAGUUAUUUAUUCAAAGGUGGAUUUUAGAAGGGUUGGAAGUUUAAUGGAAUAAAUUCUGCCAAGAGGAUGAAUAGCAGAAGACAAUUAAAAUCGUCCAUGUAAGUUGCUUAAGGACUUGUCUAUGAUGUAAUGUGGGUAGAAAUUUCAUAAAAUAGGAAGGACAGGUGAGUAUUUAAGAAAGUCUCACAGUCUUUUUGCGUAUCAGAGGAUGUGAACUGGCUAGGCUUUGGUGACGUUUUUGGGAAUGUCAGGAAUAAAGCACCCCAUCUGGAGCCUUUUUUUUUCAUUCGUCCUUAUUAAGUUUACGACUAUAUUCAAACUAGUGCGUCACUGCUGGUCUUAUACUAAGUAUAAAAGAAUUACAAAUGACAUCUAGAAUGUAAUGGAUAAUAUUGCGAUAAAAAAAUGUACAAAGUAAAUAGUGUUGUUAGAUUAAGAAUAAUACAUGAAAAAUACUAUACAUAAUAUAUACAUAAUACAACACCCCCAACAAAAUAUUCUUCACCACGCCAAUCCCCUCCAGCUUCAAGACAUCCGUCGGCCCCCUGUAAUGUUUCCUUCUUCAAAGAUACGAGAGUAAAGGUCUGGUGACACCUGUGAAUUGUUAACCUCAAAGUAAGUCCAUGUCAGUCUUCUGGUUUAACAACCACCACUAUCCACGAGAUUUUUUGGUUUGGCCUGAGAGGCCAUAAAAGUGGCAGUUUUUUUGAGAACUUAGUUGGAAAGCAUUCCAGAAGAUAAGCUGAGCAACACAAGGUUGCCUCAAAAGGACAAAGACAGAGUAGGUAAAUGUCUCUGAAAAAGAAAGGUUGAUUCCAAGAAGCUGAAAUCCCACGAGCGAGUCAUGCAAGCAACAAUGUCAUUUUUAUGUGAUUCUGAAAGUUUAAGUGAAUGGUUAACUCACUAUCUCACACAUCUAUACUUGAAUGUUUUAUUGUUGAAUCCAGCGAGUUGAGGGCGCGAGUCAUCCUCAGCAACCUGCUCUUAACGGAGACCUGCUAUGAAGGCCCUCCGACAGGGCGUACUCAGGUCUCCUGGAAUCCGUAGAAGGUGAUCCUUACUCAGGCUACUCGCUUCGUGGAAGGUCAGUGAGGAGACUCGCCCAGCUCCAACGGUCUUCAUCUGCAUGUCGACUCAUCUUCCAGCUGCAAUAUUCUUCAAACUGGAGGUGUACUUGAAACUCCGGCUGCCCUUACUUAGCAGGCGGAGUUCAAUGUUUAUUGUAUUUAGUGUAUCCAGCUCAAGGGAAACUUAUUCCAAAUGUAGAAAGAAAUAAGGUUCUUGAAGUGUAAUCCACAAAUUCCUCUCGCAGAGGUUCUGCAAAAACAGCCAAAGUCUGAAACUUUUUCUAAGUCGAGUUUCUCGGUGAGAGACUUAGUCCAAACAUGAGACCAAGGGCGCUUUCACACUACGGGUUCUGUCUCAAGACAAAGCUCUUUCGGCUCAGAAGUCCGAGAUGUGAACACAAACGAGUUGGGUUUUGGCCUGAUCCCCUCUGGAGUGCUGCACCUUGUCUCGGGAAACAGUCUACUUACCCUCAGUGGGUUGCUCAGCGGGUGGUGAGCUUCUCACCUCAGGCAACUCGGCGCUAGAUGUCGGAAAUUACGUGUACAGUGCGACUCCACACAAACAUGAUAGAUGCUGGGCAGGAAAGGGCCUGAUCGCUGUCUGAGUGGACAACAUCGUUCAAACUCAAACUCACAGAACACUGAGGUGUGCAGCCAGGAGCUGCAGGAAAAUUGCAAAAGACUUUUCUUUCAUCAUUUCUGAUGUCUGGAUCUGUGACCCUGUUCGUCGUGCUGUGAGAGCAGUGUGGAUCAGUCAAGACGCGUCGUAUUACGCAGCUUGUUUUCCUUGGAAAAUCAACAUGACAUGACUCUUUCAUGUUUAGUUGAAAGACUCUUUCAUGUGUGGCUGUGAAACGCCACAUUCUGUUACAGCCGUGGCGGAGCUCUGUUAUCAGUUCAGUUCUGAGGUGAGGACGACUCGUAAUGUUAAGAAGCGACAGAGAAAUAAGGUGGCCAAGCUGAUGGUGGGAAAUAGGUUGUCCCGUGGCUCAUGACAACUUCCUUGAGAUGUACUUCGUCGUGGGUCACAAACCAGCUUUUGUGCAGAGCGCCGCCAGCUGAGGAGGAAAAAAUGGACAUCGCUUGUGUCGCAGGUACGAGGAUGCACAGCAGGGGGAGAAUCGGUCUCAGACCCACCCAAGACAGAACACCCUAGUGUGAAAAGCCCCUAAGUCCAGAAGGCGUCUGUCCAAGCGGCACCUGUGAGAGCACGUAUCCAGUGCGUCACCUCAUAAUGGGAAUUGUGCAAUUAUUAUACAAUAUUAAUAUUAUUAUUCAUUUGUUUGUGCUACUAAUAAAGAAGUUAUUCACAGGAAUGCUGAAUGAGGGAGUGUGGCUGAGUGUGUGUGAGAAUUUGAAGUAGCAGGUGGAGUUCAAAGACGGGAGUGAACCAUACUGGUGGAACAAACAUCAGAAAUCAAUAGAGGGUGCAAGGUCAGACAGAGGAGGCUGGGAAGUACCAUCUUCUCCAGAGCUGAUCCCGAUAAGAGCCACCUGGGUGUCGUCGGGUUUAGGUUUUCAAGGUUUUUGUGUACAGGGUGAUUGGCUAUGACAUAAGCCGUCCCUAGUUCCGAGUACACUACCUCCCUCUGCCCCUCUGGCAAAGGGCCCCUCGGGUGGUCAACUCAGUCAGCCUAUUGUUGCGGACACGGUUCUAAGACUAUAAUAAGUGAGUCAUGAUCGGAUCCUCAAUCCAUUCCUUUUAAAUAACAUAUUUCCCUGUAACUGUCGAAAACUACCACCUUAUCAUUGACUAAAGGGAAAUAACUAAUUAAGCUAAAGCUCCAAAGUGAUAUCGCUGUGCUUUGAAAGUUGAAUAAAUUGCUUGGGGAAUGCGUGGGUGGAUUGGGUAACUUGCUUUGGGGAGGUGUUGUUUAUCUCCAGGGGACCGGACGGGGCAAAGUGACCGCGCCACACAAGACAGAUGAAAACCGUUAUGCGUCAACACCCAGGGAGGAAACAAGAUGGCUGAGGAGGAGAGCCGCGCUUAAUACGAGUAUCACAGACUGACUGUUGAUGUGGGAAAAUACCAGAGGAAGCUGCCCAGAAGAGACACCGCCUCAACAAGAAGUAUAAAGAAGAAUUGUAGUCAUCUCGAUGUGUGCUUCUACCAGUGUCUGAUCUGUAAGUCACGACUCCCGUUGUGCUGGCAGACUCUACCUGGAGAAGAGCCCGGAUCGAUCU
Messenger RNA from Synchiropus splendidus (mandarinfish), 5016 nucleotides. It is a transcript of the gene slc41a2a, whose product is annotated as solute carrier family 41 member 2a. The transcript is spliced from 11 exons. Bases 146 to 1645 code for a protein of 499 amino acids. Gene Ontology annotation, cellular component: plasma membrane. Lineage: Eukaryota; Metazoa; Chordata; Actinopteri; Syngnathiformes; Callionymidae. Gene Ontology annotation, molecular function: monoatomic cation transmembrane transporter activity. The record is from RefSeq and is a predicted model, not a curated record. Gene Ontology annotation, biological process: monoatomic cation transport.